Messenger RNA from Ectocarpus sp. CCAP 1310/34, 2938 nucleotides. The record is from the annotation of a GenBank genome assembly. Lineage: Eukaryota; Phaeophyceae; Ectocarpales; Ectocarpaceae.
GUCCACCGAUCGGCGGAGAGCGAGAGUGCAGGGGACGGGAACGCGCCGCACCAUCACCACUGCCGAGCGUGCGCCUCGCGCGUGUGCGCUCGAUGAAGGGCAAGAACAGCUCCUCCUCAUCUGAGAGUUUCUUCAGGGCCCAGUAUGAGAGCGUCUGCAAGGAACGGGAUGCGCUUCAGGGAACGAUCGAGGCGCAGGAGCGAGACAUCGACGAGCUGAAGAAAAGCGUCUAUGAGCUCUCGUACAUGCUCUCCAUGCAGGGGAGCGCCGGUUCAGCCCCAGCAUCGGCAAGCCUUGCACCUGCGGCAGCAAGGCCUGGUGCUUCAACGGGGGGCAACGUAACGGGGCCGCCAAGCCGAGAAGUGUUCGACCCCCGCGUCGGACUCGCGACGGCCCACCUGGACGCUCUCGGUCUCAUGAACGGGGGCGGAAUAGGGGUCGGCAGCAGCGGUAGCGGAUUCGCGGCGGGACGAGUUCUCGUGGCAGAGGCGAAACUGUCGGGCCACACGGCGGCCGUGUACGUGGCCAAAUUCUCCCCGAGAGACAGCCUUGUUGCCUCCGCUGGGUUCGACCGGACCCUGCGGCUGUGGGAGGGCGCCUACCCUUACAGCCAGGUGGCAUGCUUGGAGGGGCACCGCCAGUUGAUCAGCGACCUCUGCUGGGCCCCCGACGGGAGGUCGCUUCUCAGCGCUUCGUUCGAUCAGACCGUCGCCAAGUGGGACACGGAAACCGGCCAGAGAGUGGGCAACAUGCUCUCGCUCGAAGGAUUAGUGCAGUGCGUCCAAGUGGCGGCGGAAGGCGGAGCCGAGGGCGGAGUAGGAGACGGUGGCGGCGGGGUCGCGACCGGUUUUGGCGGCGGCGGCGGCGGCGGGGUCGGCGGCGGGGUCGGGGGCGCGUGCGGGGGAAGGGUGGCGUACGCGGGGUCGACGAGCAAGAAGAUUUACACGGUGGACACGAGGGACCCGAUGGGGGUUGUGGCUAAGUGGAAUUGCGGGGCUUUCGUUAACUCCCUCCACGUCUACUCUGAUGGGAGCAAGGUGGUUUCGGCCGACGCGAGCGGGAAGAUUUUGACAUGGGACACAAGAACCGGCGGGGUCGUGGACUCGUACAGCCUUGAAGACCCCAUACACAUCUCGCACAUACAGGCGUCGCCCCCGGAUGCCGGCCGGCAGGACGAGGAAGGCCUACUCCUAGCCGCGAACUGCUUCGACAACACCCUCAGGGUAUUCCACCGACGCUUCUUGAACUCGCGACCCCCGCCGCCGCCGCCGCGGCCACGGCGAUCCAACACCGCCGGUGAUAAACACAGCGGCAGCAGCAGCGGCGGCGGCGGCGGCGCUGCCUCUUCCGCGAUGUCGUCGACGAGCUCGCAGUCUAGCGACGCAGGGAAGGCUGCGGGCGGGGCGGGGGGUGAGCAGGAGGAGGGGGAGGCUAAGCCUAAGGAGCCGUCGCUGGAGCUGAUGCACGCGCUACGGGGACAUACCGUCAAGAACUGGCCAAUUCGGGGUUUGCAUCACCGUCCUCCGCGUGUUCGCCUCGGGCUAGCAAAGGGGGGGAACGGGGGCGGGGCGCGCGGGGGAGGUGGGAGCGGAGGGGGGGGUAAAGGGGGCUCCGGGAGUGGUGGAAAGGUAGGGCGCGGGGGGGAGGGUAUGGGGUACAAGGACCUUGGAAACGACUGGCAACACUCGUUAGUGCUGGCAACCGGGAGCGCGGACGGGAGCAUUCACGUCUUCGAUUUGUCUAAGGGCCAGGGCGAUGAAAUUCAGACGUUGCGAGGGCACAGAGACAGGGUUUACUCGACUGACUUCCACCCCACCGAGCCGAAGCUCGUCUCUUCCAGCGCGGACAAGACUGUGCUGAUAUGGGAGCCGAACAGGAAACGCAACUCACGGAAAUGAUUUUGAUCAGCAGAUGCAUGAGGGUUGCGCGACUUGGCAUUUCAGGGAGCAAAACUUGAUUUGUGCACUACGUAGAUCGAGGGUCCUUCGUAGAUCUUGAUUCGGAGAUUUUCCUUCACAGGGUUUUGUAAUAGGAUCAACAGAAUUAAUGUACUUAGUAGUCGAUAACAUGCGCGCCCGCGCGCGUGUCAGCUGCUCCUUUUGUCGCUUUUUUUAUCUUCUUUUCGAAGGCUGACGACCGGCGGACUCACGACUGAAGAAGCCCCACCAACGAAUUGGAUGCACGGAAGGGAUGUGUGUCGUCUUCCUCCCCGUACAUCCUCCCCCGCCGAGUCUUGUUCAUUGGUUUACCCGAACACGUAACAAUGUUGCUGUCGAACUGCAGGGGGGGCUCUCUGGAACGGAAGGUAUCCUGCCCCCCCCCGCCGGAGAAGUUAGGUGGUGUUCUACUUAUGGAACACAUCCAAAGUUGUAUUGCCGCAGCUGGUUGGACGAACACGCAUAAGCUGGACCUGCAGGCAGCAUUGAGGCCCGUGAUGGUAGUUUUGGGAUCCGUUUGUUGAACGGCGUCCUCCAUCUGGUGGGCUGUGGAAACGGAGGGGGGGUGGGGUGUAGUCAUACUCGUGCAUGCCGUAGUCGUUAGACCAUUGACCUCCGGGGGGUACUGUUUACGAAGACCAAGGCAAGGCGUGUCCAUGGACAAUGGGAGCGAGGCAGAGAGGAGAUCCACAAUCGCCUCUUGAGGCACGAUUUCGUUUGUCGGAACAGGAGUUGAUGAUACUUGUGUAGUAGUCUGGGGGAGAAAAAUGUUCCGUGGGACAGGCGGGCGUUUUUUCCCGUGUUUUUUGUUGGCCAAGCGAAGGCGGGGAAGGAUGGCGAGAAACAGAAAGGAAGCUGCUGUUUUAGCCUCGAUGAAGGAAAUGAUGAGCUACGGGGGAGAACUACACAUCUAUCUCUCCUGCGCUGCCCGCCGACACUGCGGGUCAAACUGUUGUAGCCACUGUUAACUGAGGCCCUUCGUGUUCAUGGAAUCUUCGGAG